CUCAUCACAGUCUAGUUAAUUGAACUCAAAGUCUUGCAAAGAGAGAAGCUAGAUGCCGGUGAAGAGUACAGAUGAGUAUCUGCAGGCAGGAAUCGACUCCAAUUACGACCGGGAAAGUGAGUUAAAAACAUUUGAUGAGUCAAAAGCCGGUGUUAAGGGACUCCUAGAUUCUGGGGUCACAAAAGUUCCACGCAUGUUCCACUGCGGACAGUUUAGCCUUGAUCAUGAGAGGUCAGGAAGAGACUCCCAGAUCAGUAUUCCUAUCAUAGACCUUCAAGGUAUCCAUGACGACUCGAUCGUACGCACUCAAGUCAUUGAGAAAGUUCGAAAUGCAUGCGAAAAAUUCGGUUUCUUUCAGGUUGUUAAUCAUGGUAUUCCUGUUACACUUUUGGAUGAGACAAUAAAUGGAAUGCGAAGGUUUCAUGAGCAGAACACUGAGGUGAAGAAAGAGUUCUAUUCACGCGAAUAUGGGAAAAAGGUGUUUUAUCAAUCCAAUUAUGAUCUUUACCAAUCAACAGCAGCUGAUUGGAGGGAUACAUUUGUCUAUCUUGUGCCAUCAAAUGCCCCAGAACUGGAAGAAGUAGUACUGCCUGCAGUAUGCAGAGAGAUUGUUAAAGAAUACUCGGAAAAAGUAAUGAAGCUGGGGCUAGAUUUCUUGGAGUUAUUAUCUGAGGGUCUUGGGCUAAAUCCCAGCCACCUAAAAGACAUGAACUGUGCUGAGGCGCUUCUUCUUCUUGGCCACUACUACCCCUCAUGCCCUGAACCAGAAUUGACAAUUGGAACUAAGGAUCACACUGAUUCCAGCUUCAUUACCAUACUCUUACAAGAUCAAAAAGGUGGCCUCCAAGUUCUCCAUGAGAAUCAAUGGGUUAAUGUUCCUCCGGUGCUUGGAGCUCUAGUAAUCAAUGUUGGAGAUCUUCUACAGCUCAUCUCAAACGACAAGUUCAUUAGCGUCAGUCACAGAGUAUUAGCGCAGCAUAUCGGGCCAAGAAUUUCUGUGGCUAGUUUUUUUAGACCCCAUUUUCAGGCGGGCUCAAGAGUUUAUGAACCAAUAAAGGAGCUGUUAUCGGAAGAAAACCCCCCAAUAUACAAGGAAAUCGAUUCAAAAGAAUUUCUUUUGCACUACUUCACGAAAGGGAUUGACGGGAUCCCUCCUUUACAACAUUUCAAAUUGAGAUGAGAUUUAGAUC
This is a messenger RNA of Alnus glutinosa, 1190 nucleotides long. RefSeq names its product 1-aminocyclopropane-1-carboxylate oxidase homolog 1-like. NCBI's taxonomy places the organism in Eukaryota, Viridiplantae, Streptophyta, Magnoliopsida, Fagales, Betulaceae. The transcript has 3 exons. The record is from RefSeq and is a predicted model, not a curated record. Bases 53 to 1180 code for a protein of 375 amino acids.